UUGGACGCCAGCAACAACCGCAUCCUCAAGAUCUCGUCAAGAAAAUGGUACGAAGCAACCUGCGCCAGGGCCUGAACAAGGGCUAUCCCACCACUGCCAUUCCUAAGACCAGCCGUCCCAGCCACCGCAAGGGCAUCCAAUCGACAAAAAAUAAGUUCGUGCGGUCUGUUGUGCGAGAAGUUUCUGGCUUUGCGCCAUAUGAGCGUCGGGUACUUGAAUUGCUGAGAAACGCCAAGGAUAAGAAAGCAAGAAAAUUGACGAAGAAACGGCUCGGUACACUCCUUCGCGCAAAGCGCAAACUGGAGGAGCUCGGUACUAUUAUCCAGGAGAGCAGGAGAGCACAUUGAAAAGGCAUUGGUAUACUACUGGUGACGAGGGUGCCCAUUACAAUUUCAUGUUAUGCUAUGACACAUCUAUGCACUGAAGUUGCGUUUGUCUCCUUUUCGCUGCACUUUGACAAUCCGCGGGCGCCGAGCUAUUUGAUUUGUCACCAAGACUCGACGGGGGCGGGCCGUAUGAGUCAGUACAGCUUAGUCUUGAUUCAGGCUAGUUUGAUGAAGUUCCUGUGUACUUGCGAUAAACUACGUGUCGUGUGUUUAACAUGUACAUGCCUGCCGAGGUAUUGCGUCU
Molecule: messenger RNA, 630 nt
Organism: Suillus paluster
Lineage: Eukaryota; Fungi; Basidiomycota; Agaricomycetes; Boletales; Suillaceae
Product: ribosomal protein L36e
Exons: 4
Coding region: 45-347 (100 amino acids)
Biological process (GO): cytoplasmic translation
Cellular component (GO): cytosolic large ribosomal subunit; ribosome
Molecular function (GO): structural constituent of ribosome
Source: RefSeq, a predicted model, not a curated record